This is a messenger RNA of Oryza sativa Japonica Group (Japanese rice), 1824 nucleotides long. Its product is annotated as ferruginol synthase. NCBI's taxonomy places the organism in Eukaryota, Viridiplantae, Streptophyta, Magnoliopsida, Poales, Poaceae. Gene Ontology annotation, molecular function: heme binding; iron ion binding; monooxygenase activity. The record is from RefSeq and is a predicted model, not a curated record.
AUAAAUGUGUCGCAGUGCCUGUGUGCUAUAGCUUACUCACACAAGUUGCAUCGAUCGAUCCUUGGCGAUCGAUCGAGCUAGCUGCUGCGAAAAUGGCGGCCUCCUCCUUCCUCGUUGAGUGCCUGUCAUGGCUUGUCGUCGUCCUCUUCUCCCUGUACAUCUUCCAGCUUCUCCGCGACGCCCGCCGCCGCCUCCCCCCGGGUCCCUGGCCGCCGAAGCCGCUCGUCGGCGACCUCCUCGACCUCGGCGAGGACGGCAAGCAGCACCGCACGUUCCUCCGCCUCGCCGGCCGCUACGGCGGCCUCAUGUGCCUCCGCUUCGGCAUGGUGCCCCACGUGAUCGUCUCCACCCCGGACGCCCUGCGCGCGGUGUUCGCCGCCGCCGGCGCCGGCGGCGGCGGCGGCGGGGAAGGCAAGAAGGUGGAUGGCAUCGCGGGCCUCCCGAGCCUCGACGUGCUCAGCGCCAUGGGCCACCGCGCGCACACCAUCUUCGCGCUCCCGAGCCAGGACGGCAAGUGGCGCGCGCUCCGCAAGUUCGCCGCCGCCGAGAUGCUCGCGCCGCGGCGGAUCUCGUCCGCGGCGGCCGGCGCGCAGCUGCAGACCAAGAUCGUGGAGGCGCUCCGCCGCGAGGUGUCCGGGCACGCGGCGCGGGGCGCCGCCGUGGUGUUCAGGCACGCGGUGCUCGACUCCAUCCUGAGCCUCCUCCUCGGCGUGCUCUACUCCACCGACCUGGAGCGCGAGGAGCGCGCCAUGUUCAGGGACCUCAUUGAGGAGAUCGUCGGGAUGCUGGGGACGGCGAACGUCUCCGACGUGUUCCCGCCGGUGGCCGCGCUCGACCUCCAGGGCCUCCGCCGCAGGAUGACCGACCUCCUCACCAUCAUGUACCGCCACUUCGACGACCAGGUCGCCCUGCGGCGGCGCAGCCGGGACGCCGGCGAGGCGCGCAAGAACGACGUGCUCGACACCGUCCUCGACAAGGAGGAGAGCGAGUGGAAGCAGGAGGGCUCCCUGCUAAGCCAUGACGUCAUGCGAGUUCUCCUCUCCGAUUUAUACGGCGCUGGAGCAAGCACGACAGCAGCGCUAAUCGAGUGGGGAAUGGUGGAUCUAAUCCAGAACCCAGAGGUGAUGACCAAGGUAAGGGAAGAGCUUACCAAUGUUCUCGGGGACAAGCUGGUGAUGGACGAAUCCGACAUUGCCCGCCUCCCCUACCUUCAAGCUGUCGUCAAGGAGACCCUUCGUCUCCGAACGGUGGUACCCUUGGUACCCCGCAAGGCUGAGGUCGACAUCGAGGUGAACGGCUAUAGGAUCCCCAAGGGGACCAACGUGAUCCUCAACGCGUGGGCGAUCAACCGGAGUGCCGACGCGUGGUCGGAGCCGGACAAGUUCAUACCAGAGAGGUUCCUCGGUGGCGAGACUAGGGGAUAUCUGGGCCAAGACUUCGAAAUGAUCCCCUUCGGCCUCGGCCGGCGCAUCUGCCCCGGGAUGCCGCUUGCUCAGAAGCUCAUACCCCUCAUCAUCGGCACGCUACUCCAUCGGUUCGAGUGGGAGCUUCCGGCGGAUGCAAAGGAGGGUGGGAUAGACAUGACGGAGAAGUGUGGGGUGGUGUUAUCUCUAGUUAACCCCCUCAAAGCCAUACCCAAGGAAAUAUGAGUUAUAUUCGGUUAAUUUCAUCCAGUAAUCCAUUGUUUGUAAGUGUCAUAGUACAUGAGAUCUUUAGGGACUAGGGAACCUAUCAUACUGAAAUAAAUUUAAAUAAGCCUGAUAACUCUUUGUAUCCCAUUCUACUACGAGUGAUGUAAUAACAUCCAAAAAUUUUGAGGCUCAA